CUUGCUACAUGACGUUCACUCAUCCGUUGGUGUUUUACAAAGCCUUACGUUGCAAUUCCAGCUUACGCAAGCCAAAACUCGACCUCCCCCCAGUUAGGAAACGUUUUCUGCUGGAAGGCGCCUGUGCCACAUGCGCCGAAAUAUAAAUCGUACAUAUAUCUGAUCUUUAAAUGACGAUAUCCUAGUUAAUCUCGUAGGAUGCACUAUUUAUAGUACCCGCCUAAGUAGCUACAAUGUCGAAUUGGGGGCAUAGGAUGAUACAACGCUGUGGGAUACAUUACUAUCCUGUUGUAGACAACACAAAGAUAGUUACACUGCAGGCGGAUUUCGAAAAUAAGGGUCAACAUAAGAAUUACGAUUGUCUCAGGGCCUAGAUAUAUUGGUGGGAUUGAUAUCUCAUCGCCUAUGAAAAUUUUCCUCUCACGCAGCUCAUUUUUAACAGGCCCCAAUUGUCCUUGGCGUCAAUUAUCACGAUGCGUCUCUUUCAUAUCUUGAUUACUUUUAUUGUUUUUCUCAGCGGCCUUACCCAUGCCGAAAUAUCAAUGUUGUGGAUGGGUUCACCUAAGUUCAAGCAAUGGUUCAGCAAUUGGGAAGUGUAUCUGUUGCCAAAAGGUGACAAUUGGGCAAAAUGCGUACCCGAUCUUGAGAUUUACUGGUCUAGAAACGCAAGUUAUCCGAAUCAUUGCUCCGUUGCUCUCAGCUGUAUACUCCAGGAAACAGAUGAAGGUUCGAAGCAAUUGUUGGGAGCAAUUAUGGUCUUGCUUGGUGCUAUACCUACUUUACUCGCCUUGACCUCUCCAACAGUCACUGAAUCAGCUUUAUUGAGCAUGGAAUACCCAUCAUUAACCUUCCUGCUCGCCUUCGGCUCUGCAGCCGUUCAUACGUCUCGGAUAAUGGAUUACGUGGACCCCCUAGAUGCGAUUGACACAACCAAGCGUUCUGCGAAAGACGAACCGUUUACACGCUUGGCAAAUUCUCUGCAGCCAUACCGGAGAUUCAUCGUUGUGAUUGAACAUAUCCUCGGUCUAGCUGCCGUCGUCAAUACGAUUGAGGUCACCCUUGACCUGGGACUAAGAUCGGUGGCCAGUAUCGACUGCGACCGCUCGUGUUGGCCUCUGAGCUGGGCUCUAGUGUCCGUUUUCCUGCACCUACUUGGUGUGGUCUCAUUUUGGACCACUCCUAGGGGGAUAUCGCCAGGCGUAGAGGCUGUCAAUAUCUGUCCCGAGAUAACGGCUGUCACGGACCGGGGAAUUAACGAUAUUCUCUCAAAGCCAAAAGCUUCCAUCGGGCAUGAGCAAAUACAGGGAGACGUUUCUUCAGCGGAUAGGAGAAUGAUAUUAUAUACAGAACGCCCUAGCCUUUGGUCUAUAAUUCUACAAUACUCAGCCAACGGGUAUGCCAUCGGCCAUGUGUUAUUCGGGACCAUGGUAUUUUCUAGUUUAAUGUUUUUAGCACUGGUCGAUGCGAUCCCGGUAAUCGCGAGAUACCAUUUUUCGGCUGUCACAUGCAGUGUAAUCAGCCGCUAUGAACUUGCGGUCAUGAGCCAGAAAUACAGGGUCGAACGCGUGGAGAAGGUGGAACAGCGAACGAGAGUACAUAUAUGGACGAGGCGUAUGAGAUAGGCGCUCCGGGCGAAAUUGCUGUGAGUAUACACGAAUCUAAUAAAUAUAGCAUAACGUAUCUUCUACAUAAAAUUAUUAUUACCAGAAGUCGU
Molecule: messenger RNA, 1714 nt
Organism: Hypoxylon trugodes
Lineage: Eukaryota; Fungi; Ascomycota; Sordariomycetes; Xylariales; Hypoxylaceae
Exons: 2
Coding region: 474-1622 (382 amino acids)
Source: RefSeq, a predicted model, not a curated record